Messenger RNA from Conger conger (European conger), 2548 nucleotides. RefSeq names its product bifunctional apoptosis regulator-like. NCBI's taxonomy places the organism in Eukaryota, Metazoa, Chordata, Actinopteri, Anguilliformes, Congridae. Gene Ontology annotation, biological process: proteasome-mediated ubiquitin-dependent protein catabolic process. Gene Ontology annotation, cellular component: nucleus. The transcript has 8 exons. The record is from RefSeq and is a predicted model, not a curated record. Gene Ontology annotation, molecular function: protein binding; ubiquitin protein ligase activity. Bases 303 to 1664 code for a protein of 453 amino acids.
CCACUUUCGUUUAGACUGUUAGGUUAGGGGCUGCAGUUUUUGCUACUUAGCUUGUUAGCUGUGUGAGCUAUAUGUUUACUCAUGAGAACAUGUUAUGUUAAUAUAACAUAGAGCAUGCUAACAUGUAAAUUGCAUCGCUAAUGUUACAGCAGUUCAGGUACGGAAUCAAAACUUAAGUUGCUCACUGCUUAUUUGGAUUCGGUCUGCAAUCAUAACUAUCUCUUUCACAACUUGCCAGAGAGCUGGUUAGACUUCAUGAGUAGGGAAUUUGUCCACCUGGAGACGCAAUCACCAGUUCCCAAAUGAAGGGGGGCGUUGACACUGAUCUUGGACCAUUUUCAGAUGACCGUCAAUCGAUUUUUGACCCUUGCUCAAAGGCUUCCAGCAGCCUGAUCUCUGAACACGAGUUUGCCUGUCACUGCUGUUAUGACAUCCUGGUCAACCCUACGACACUGAACUGUGGGCACAGUUUUUGCCGACACUGCCUUGCCCUUUGGUGGGAAUCUUCCAGGAAGAAUGAAUGUCCGGAAUGCCGAGAGAAGUGGGAGGGCUUUCCCAAAGUCAACAUUUUACUGAGGGAUGCAGUUGAGAAGUUGUUCUCUAAUGUGGUGCACAGGAGGAGGGAGGAGAUUCAGACUAAUCCCAAAGUAGCCCAAAGUCUUCUUGCCUUCCAGAGGUAUGGGAAUGAGCAGGCUUCUCGAGGGGCCAUAUCAUCUGGACAGCGAAGAGGUGGAGGAGGAUUUUUCUCUGGAGUUCUUACUGGACUCUCUUGUGUGGCAGUUAUGUUGUUGGUGUAUCACUGGAGCAGCAGAGAAGCAGAGCAUGAUCUUCUAGUUCAUAAACCUGUAACAAAAUGGACUGCAAAUGAAGUCAUCUUCUGGCUGGAGAGCUUAGGACCCUGGACCUCUCUUUACAAGGAACAUUUCCUAAGAGAGCAAGUCAAUGGAAGGCUUCUGAUCAUGCUGGGAGAUGACGAGCUCUCGAGGCACCCAUACAGCAUUGAGAACCACACUCACCGGAAGGCUGUGUUGGCAGAGCUGGAGAGGGUUAAAGCUCUUGGAGUGAAGCCACCUCAGAAUCUUUGGGAAUAUAAGGCUGUGAAUGCAGGUAAAUCCCUAUUCUUCGUAUAUGCCCUGAAGAACUCCCCUCGGCUCACCAUUCUGUACCUCUACCUGUUUGACUACACGGAAACGUUCCUGCCUUUCCUGCACACCUGCUGUCCUGGGCAGAGGGCUGAGCAAGAGACUGAUGACCUUUUCCCUAAAGCUGUGCACGAUGACCCCACGUGGAAGCAGUGGACAGAGUUCCUGGUGAAGUACUUGCUCCUGCCGUACCAGCUGAUUGCCGAGUUUGCGUGGGACUGGCUGUCUGUUCACUACUGGACGGCGCGUUUCAUCAUCGUCAAUGCUGUGCUUCUGUCGGUGCUGGAGGGCUGUGCUCUCUGGAGGAUGUGGGCUCGGUCAGAGCUGAGGACUCUCCCUCAAAAAAUGUGGAGCCAUUUCUGGAAAGUAUCGACUCAAGGGUUUGCUGUGGCCAUAUUCUGGCCAGUUAUUCCUCAGUUUGUCUGCAACUGCUUGUUUUACUGGGCCUUAUACUUCAACCCCAUCAUAAACAUUGACCUCGUGGUUCAGCAAGUGCUUCCUCCAGAAACUCAAGUGCCAUAAGAAAUACCGGGAAGUGCCGGAGGGAUUCUGGUGAGGUUUAACGAGAGCGCAAUGCAAUGUGAAAUCAAUAUCAAAUUCCAAGUUUCAACUUGAUAUUUCUACCUGUGCCACGUUAGAAGAGAAAAUGACACAUCAGAUUUUUAUUGACUCGCUUGAAAGUGUAACAUACAAUGGCAGCUUUUAAAAUUGAGGUUUAAAGGAGAAAAGUAAUUUGUUGUUCAUUGUAAACUGAUCAAAUCAGUGUUACCAGGAGUCCCCAAUACACUUUGCUUCUUAAGAGUGGUUUAAGUUGAUAGUUCCCUGAGAUACAUGGAAGGCUACUGCUAAGCUCUUGGUUUGGAUGUCUGUUAUCAAAUGAACAACAGUCUUUAUUUUCAGGGAAGGCAUAUUACACAUUACAAGGAUAUAUAUUUGCCUGGAAAACUCAAUAUAAGUGUUAGUAUGACAGUUUUCGUAGCCUGUGUUGAAAACUAACUUAUCGCAAUAAGCAACAAAAGAUGAUGAUCAUUGUGUUGAAGCCUCCAUGCAAUGUUUUUAUUUUUUUUAAAGCAUUAAGAAAAUACAUUGAGUUUUAAAUGUUUCUGUAACUGUCCAUGUUAAUUUUAUGCAAUUGUUCAGCAUAGACAUCUUAUGUUUGUUCAUGAAUGUGUACCAAAAGUUGCAAUUCCCAGUGUCUCUCGAAGGGACGAUCAGAGGUUUUCUGUUAAUCUUAAAUGUUUGAUUAAUUAUUAUUCUUUUCUUUUUUUUCUUUUUUUUUUUUAACAUUUGAUUAUAUUUGCACUUAAAUACUGAUAUAACUGUGACUUAUUCAUGCACCUGGGUACUUUGUUUUCCAAAAUGAGUAAGUGUUUGAAAAUAUGAAUAAAGACUUGAAUUUUUAGAAA